Messenger RNA from Hydractinia symbiolongicarpus, 3086 nucleotides. Its product is annotated as sodium- and chloride-dependent taurine transporter-like. The coding region runs from base 112 to 2121 and encodes 669 amino acids. Gene Ontology annotation, cellular component: membrane. The transcript has 13 exons. NCBI's taxonomy places the organism in Eukaryota, Metazoa, Cnidaria, Hydrozoa, Anthoathecata, Hydractiniidae. The record is from RefSeq and is a predicted model, not a curated record. Gene Ontology annotation, biological process: sodium ion transmembrane transport.
ACAAGGAUUCUCACUGUGAAAGGUCAUUCCUUCAUUUGACCGUUAGACUGUAACAUUGUUUUUGAGAAAGGUAUACAAGGACAACCAAGUUAGCAUACACUAAAGUCAGUCAUGUCGGACAAUAUAGCGCUCGAAGAAAAGUCGAAGAUCAUUGACAAAAAAAAAGAUGAGCCGGAAGAUGGUGAUGUCGUCGAGCGUGAAGAGUGGGGAAAUAAAUUAGACUUCUUGUUAUCAUGUGUAGGUUAUGCAGUUGGGUUUGGAAAUGUGUGGAGAUUUCCAAAUCUUUGUUAUGAAAAUGGAGGAGGUGCUUUUUUGAUACCUUAUUUUAUUUUUCUGGCUAUAUGUGGAAUGCCACUAUUUUUCAUGGAACUGGCACUUAGUCAAUACAUUGGAUUGGCACCUAUAGGAUGUUGGAAAGCAAUAUCUCCUCUUCUGCAAGGUAUUGGAUAUUCCAUGCUGAUCAUUUCAUUCUUAGUUUGUGUUUAUUACAAUACAAUCAUUGCGUGGGUGUUUUACUAUCUAUUUGAAUCAUUUCGUUCUGAUGUGCCUUGGCGAGAUUGUAACAAUGAAUGGAACAAUAAAAAAGUUUGCUAUGCUGGUCCACCUGGUGAUGGCAAAAUAAAUAAAACAGUUUUCGAUAGAUUAACAAACACAACAUUUCAUGGAAUAUGUGCUGAGCAGUUUAAUCCAUAUUAUGGGUCAAUAGGUGCAUAUGCCGGCAAUGCUACAAUGUCCAAUAGCACAAAUACCACAGAACAAUUUUUGCACACGACCAUGUCAACCUUGGUUUCUAAUAGUACUAAUAAUACACAACGUUUCUUGGUUAACUGUACAUACAAUAACCCUGAACCUGUUUUGCCAGCUCAAGAAUUCUUAAACAACUAUAUUCUAAAUCAAUCAAAUGGUAUACAUGCACCUGGUGAAAUCAAAUGGGAGUUAGCUUUGUGUUUACUAUUUGCUUGGAUUUUUGUUUACUUUUGCAUUUGGAAAGGUGUAAAGUCUGUUGGAAAGGUUGUUUAUGUAACCGCCACAUUUCCUUACCUUGUUUUAUUUAUUCUGUUGAUCCGUGGCGUCACGUUACCAGGAGCAGGAAAAGGUAUACAAUACUACCUAAAACCAGAUUUUAAGAUGCUUGUCCAACCUCAGGUCUGGGUUAGAGCUGCUUCACAGAUAUUUUAUUCUCUUGGUAUUGGGUUUGGUUCUCUUAUUGCAAUGGGAAGCUAUAACAAAUUUAACAAUAACUGCUACAGAGAUGCAGUAAUGGUUUCAUUGAUCAACUGUGGUACAAGCGUCUUCUGUGGUUUUGUUGUUUUCUCAGUGCUUGGUCAUUUGUCGGAGGUGCUGAACCUUGACAUUGCUCAAGUAGCAGAAUCUGGACCUGGUUUAGUGUUUGUGGUCUAUCCAUCUGGAAUUGCCAGCAUGCCUGUAUCCACACUGUGGGCUAUUCUGUUUUUCCUGAUGUUGUUAACAUUAGGUCUUGAUAGUCAGUUUGCAAUGAUGGAAUGUGUGAUAUCGAGUCUUAGUGAUGAAUAUCCUAAAUAUUUACGAAAAUACAAAGAAGUUUUUAUCAUGGUGAUGUGUAUAGUCGCCUUCUUGUUGGGACUACCAACUGUUACACAGGCUGGUUCAUACGUGGUGGAGAUGUUCAACACUCAGGCUGGAGGUGUUUCUUUACUCUUUCUUGCGUUUUUCGAAUCUGUCGCAAUUGGAUGGGUAUACGGCGCAGACCGAUUGUUGGAAAACAUCGAGACUAUGAUAGGCUACAAACCUCACAAGUGGUGGGCCAUAUGUUGGAAGUACAUUUCACCCUUGCUGAUUUUAAUUACAUUUAUCUACGGCGUCACACAAUGGAAAGGUAUUCAGUUCGGAAAAAAUUACGUAUAUCCUGGUUGGGCUGAGGGAAUAGGUUGGAUGUUGGCUCUCGUAUCUAUGAUCUGCAUACCGAUUGGUAUGAUCUAUGUUGUAUAUACUGCAUCUUGUACCAGAAACUCUUUCUCACCGAACGAUACCAAGAAAGAUUGGAGAACGAUUUGGCAUGAAGUCAGUGUUCCGGAUGAAGCUGCUUUGAAGAAGAUUGAGUAUAGCCGUAUCGCAAGUCCAACUGAACAGUUAGUGGCAUAAGUUUCGUUAUACGAGAAACCGAACGUUGAUAGACAACGUGUUGUAACUUUUACCAGACAUUUGUUGGAUACUCUGUGGAGAUCCUAACUAAUAUUUAAUUAUAACAUAUAUUUGUGGGAAUAAAUUGAAAUUUUCCCUAUUUAAAUAUUUAGUUUUUUGACUAUUUCUCGAAAUAUGUCUACGAUUUUCUGUAGAUAUAUUUAAAAAACCUGCGGCGCUGACCAAAAAAAGACUGGAUAAGAGUGGGUACUCCUUUAUUCUGGUCUGUGAUUAACACGGUUGUACGUAUCAUUUUUGUUCUAUUUUUAUAUUAUUUUUAGUAUGUAGCGAAAUUCUUUUUAUGAGAAUGUAUUUGUAACUAAUUGUUCGAUUAAGCGCCGAAGAACUUUUUUUUAAAAAUAGAUAUAAAGUAUCAAGCUUAAUAGGGGGCGGGACUGUGUUGGGGCGUCAGCGUUUAUCCUCUGGCGUUACCACCUAGUUUUAAAUUUCGACUACAAUUGCCACACCUAUUUAAAGGCGGUGCCAAAUCGAAUAAUUAUAGUACGUAUUUUUCAUGUGUUCGCAAAUAAUUUUUAUUCCACAUAUUUAAAUGUGCUGUGUUAACAUACUAACAAGGUAACUCCUCGUGUAAAUAACUUUUUGUGACUUAAACCAUUUCUUCUCAGGAUGAAAUAUCUCGGUUAAGAAUUGACCAAUCAAAAUUGUCUUUCAGCUUUGCGUGAUAUAUAUUGCUUAACAGAAAAGUGCUCCUACGAUGGAUAUUGUUUCGUUUAUUCAAGGUCUUUUUCUGCAAAAACACUGCUUAUUUCAUGAUUAAAUAAGACAAAGUUUUGCAUGUGUUUUUCAAAGUGUGUAAGGUAUAUUUAUAUGAAACAGGUUUUAUACUUUUUUAUUUGUGGAAUAAAGUAAUUAACCAUGAUGUAACAUCAAUUUCAAUGAAAUAAAGUUAUCGCCUAACUGUUUAA